Molecule: messenger RNA, 1173 nt
Organism: Papaver somniferum (opium poppy)
Lineage: Eukaryota; Viridiplantae; Streptophyta; Magnoliopsida; Ranunculales; Papaveraceae
Product: tubulin alpha chain-like
Exons: 2
Coding region: 140-1105 (321 amino acids)
Biological process (GO): mitotic cell cycle; microtubule cytoskeleton organization
Cellular component (GO): microtubule; cytoplasm
Molecular function (GO): GTP binding; structural constituent of cytoskeleton
Source: RefSeq, a predicted model, not a curated record
CUUAAUAUUUAUACUUAAAGAGUUCCAACGGUACACUACUCUUACAACCACGAACAAUACAAUAAACUGACUAACUGAAACAUACACACAUAUAAUAACUGACGUACACACUUAUCUCCAAUCACGACUAAAUCACAUUAUGCACGUAUCAUGUUGUUUAAUUUGUGUAACUGCUGGACAAAUGCCGAGUGACAAAACUGUCGGCGGAGGAGAUGAUGCUUUCAAUCCGUUUUUCAGUGAAACGGGUGCAGGAAAACACGUACCUCGUGCCAUUUUCGUAGAUCUUGAACCAACUGUUAUCGAUGAAGUACGAACCGGUACUUAUCGUCAAUUGUUCCAUCCUGAACAACUUAUUAGUGGCAAAGAAGAUGCAGCUAAUAACUUCGCUAGAGGCCACUACACAAUUGGGAAGGAGAUUGUGGAUCUAUGCCCUGAUAGGAUCAGAAAGCUUGCUGAUAACUGCACUGGGCUGCAAGGGUUUUUGGUAUUUCAUGCUGUUGGUGGUGGUACAGGAUCUGGUCUUGGGUCUCUACUUCUUGAGAGACUCUCAGUUGAUUACGGAAAGAAAUCAAAACUCGGGUUUACGGUUUACCCGUCUCCACAGGUUUCAACUUCUGUGGUUACUAAUACUGCAUUCGAGCCCUCUUCGAUGAUGGCCAAGUGUGAUCCUCGCCAUGGGAAAUACAUGGCUUGUUGUUUGAUGUACAGAGGUGAUGUUGUACCGAAGGACGUCAAUGCAGCUGUAGGAACAAUCAAGACAAAGAGGACGAUUCAGUUCGUUGAUUGGUGUCCUACUGGAUUCAAGUGCGGGAUCAAUUAUGAACCACCUACAGCUGUUCCUGGUGGAGAUUUAGCUAAGGUUCAGAGAGCAGUUUGCAUGAUUUCAAACUCAACUAGUGUUGCAGAGGUGUUCUCAAGGAUCGAUCAUAAGUUUGAUCUCAUGUAUGCUAAGCGUGCAUUUGUGCACUGGUAUGUUGGUGAAGGAAUGGAGGAGGGAGAGUUUUCUGAAGCUCGUGAGGAUUUAGCUGCUGCUCUAGAGAAAGACUAUGAGGAAGUUGGCUUAGAAUCCGGUGAAGGAGAAGAUGAUGAAGGGGAUGAGUACUAGAAUCUAAGAAAUAUAUAGGUCGUAAGGAAAACUAGGAUUUGCUUAACUUAAUAACCAAAUGGACUCAU